AUGGAAGCCGCUUGCGCCUGGGAAGGAUGUGAGCGCUCCCAUUGGGGGCUUUUCGACCGCAUCGCGAAGACGGUGCGCGACGUGGAUGAGCAGGGCCAGGUUGUGGCCUACAAGAGCCUGGCUUACAACUGCGCGGGCAAGGCAGUCGAAUUCCGACAGCCGCUCGAGGGCUCUGGCACGAGGCUCAUGCAUGGCGACUUUGCGCGGAAAAUCUCGCCCUCCGAGGAGGCGCUUGCCACCUUCAUCCUCAAAAGACCUCGUCUGUUCCACGCCCGCCGUGUGCUGGUCGUGGGCGCUGGCCUCGGUUUCGCCGGCCUCGUGGUGGGGGCCUGCACCAGUGCCCGAGAGGUGCUGCUGACCGACGGCGAUCCAGAGGUCGUCCGCGUCCUGGAGACCUCCCUGCAGCUGAAUAGAGGAUCUUUCGAUGAGUCUCUGGUGGCCGUGCAACAAGUGCUCUGGGAUCGCAUGGAGCAGUGGCCUCCCCGCCACUCCUUCGACGUGGUCAUCGGAGCCGAUGUUGUUUAUCUCGAGGAUCUUCACUGGGCCUUGCUGGAGAUGAUGCUGAGAGUGCUGCGACCAGGAGGCCAGUUCCUGCUCUUCGCCUCACGCCGAAAUGGCUCUCUGGAGAAGUUCCUCUCGACGGCCAAGUCGGUUUUCGCUACCGUGGAGGUUUCGACGGAGUACGAUGCUGACGUAGAGCAGGCCAUCGGCCGAAGUUCCAAGUGCUUCCCGGUAUUCGCGAAGCUGUCCGUGCCCGCGGAGGAGGCCGAAGACACGGAGGCCGUGCAGGAGCUUCGUCGGCAGUUUGCCGAACGACAUGCGGCAGAGCAGUUGAAGGCCGAACGUUCUGAGCGUCGGCGGGUGAAGGCACAAGCAGCUCACCGCGCAAGGAGCCAAUCCCUGUUGGCAAGACGUGAACGUCGACUGCAAGCCCAGGAAGAGGAGGCAGCGCUGCCUCCGCCUCUGCCGGAGCCCCCGGAAGCCCCGGCGCCGCGGCAGCCGCUUCGUCCGACGGCCGAGAUCGAAGGACGGUCUGAUUGGGGCCUCUUCGACCGGCAGUGUGUGGACCACGCGGAUUACAAGGAGUUUACCUACGAUUGCGACGGCCACAAGUUGCGCCUGCGCCGGACGCCCGCCUCGCCUCGGAUCUCUGCCGCUGCAGAAGCCCUGACAUGCUGGGCGCUCAGACACCCGCGAUGCUUUCGCCGGCGCCGCGUCUUGGAAGUGGGCGCUGGCCAGGGCCUUCCUGGCCUCAUCGUUGCUGUCAGCAUGGAAGCCAAGCACAUCGAGCUCAGCGACGGGGACCCAGCGGCGGUCGAGGCUCUCGCCGAUGCUUUGAAGUUGAACGAAGACUCCUUGCAAGCCGACUCUACAGCCGCCUCCCGGCUGUCCUUCGGCGAGGUGCCGGCGGGGAAGAAGUUCGACUGGAUCAUUGCCUCGGACAUCCUCGAGGCCAAGGAUCAACACUCCUCUUUGCUUCACAGUCUCCGAAAGCUUUUGAAACCCAACGGUGGUGUCGUCGUCGUGGGCUCCGGCGCAGCUUUCGAUGCCUUCACAUCGGUGGCCGGCGGUAUCUUUGCUCGUGUGCGCGUGGCGAGGGACUACAACGACAGGGUCAACAAGUUCCUGCCUCUGGCCUCGCGACCCAAGUUGGCCGUUCUGCGGCGGCCACCUGCGGCGCAGGCCAAGCACAAGGCAUCGAAAGCCAGACGCCCCUUUGAGCGCGAGGCUGCCGGCGCUGUGAAAAGUGUCUCAAAGCCAGCACCCGGGGAGGCGGAGCAGGAGGAGGACGAAGGCGACCCGGACCUCGAGGACGAGGACGUUGAGGAUGCAGACGAGGACCAGCCGGAUGAAGGCGAGGAGGCGGAGGACGAGGACGAGGACUGCGUCGCAGAGGCCCAGGAAGAGCUGGCAGCCACCGAUGCGGACAGCGCGGAAGACGACUGCGAGGAGGUUAUCGCCAUCCUCGAUCAAAGUGUCCGCAUCAUGCACGAGGAUAAAGCUGCCAAAGCAGAAGCCCAGAAGAAGGCCGCGGGCGCUCCGUGGCAACCACCAUGUCCUCCAGGACAACUUCGGAGGAGGAUCUUGGCACAGCGAGGAAGGCACCGCGCUGCUCGGCGCUCGCCGGAGGAGGCCGCCACACCCAGGACCGAGCCUGGGAUGGGGAGUGGCUCUAGCCGUCCUGUGACGCCGCAGCGAUCGGCAAAUGGCUCCGA
Messenger RNA from Symbiodinium sp. CCMP2456, 2216 nucleotides. The record is from the annotation of a GenBank genome assembly. Lineage: Eukaryota; Dinophyceae; Suessiales; Symbiodiniaceae.